This is a messenger RNA of Rotaria sp. Silwood2, 3111 nucleotides long. NCBI's taxonomy places the organism in Eukaryota, Metazoa, Rotifera, Eurotatoria, Philodinida, Philodinidae. The record is from the annotation of a GenBank genome assembly.
AUGGAUAAUAAUGACAUUGAACAUUUAAUUACUUUGACAGGUGAACAGUUUUAUCAACAUAUAGAAGAGAUAUAUGGAAAACUAGUCAUGAAAAUUUUACGAUAUCACGAUGUGGAUAGUUACAAAGUUUUAAAUCAAGUUAGUCAACAGGAACUGAUUGAAUUAUUUGAAAAAUCUGAUGAUGAAAAUUGUACCGAUGAAUUAAUGAACUUGAAAAAAGAAAUCUGCACCAUAUCCCAGUAUUCCACAUCAUUAAAAGUUGGAACACGGAAAAAACUCAUCUCAUUAUUAAAAUCAACUCAAAAUAUUAUUAAGAAAAAAAGAUUUCAAUUACGUUCUGAAGCAAGAUUGAGUCGAGUCGAUCAAUAUCGAUCGACGUCACCAUCAACCGAUGACAACAAUAUUGCCAUUGAUAAUAAUUUUGAAAAAUAUCAAAAAUCAAUCGAAGAAUCUAUCGAUAAAUUAUUGAUCAAAAUGGAUAGAAACAUUCAUGGUUCUGUAUUUACAAAUGUAUCAGUGAAAAACUUUCAAAUUUUUGUGGACCAUAACAACGAAUUAGUUACACCAACUUGUUCCAUACAAUGUGUUUGUAGUGAUCGUAUUAAAUUGUACUACAAAAGCCAACAUUUUCAAUUAUCAAAUUUAAUAAAACAUCUAAAUUCCAAUAGAAAAAAUCAAAUACCUAGUGCCGGUAGUGAAGAUGAAGAAUUAGGAGAACCACAGCUACCAAGUGGUAGUCAAUGUUCAAAAAAAGAAAGUACUCGAUCAAUCAAUAACACUAGUUUAGAUAUAUCUACAUUUGAUGAUACUAUCGAUGAUGAUACACCAACACCAAUAAGACCGAAAAAAAUACAAAGUGGAAAUUCUGGUGUAGUUCCGAAAAGUAAUCGUUAUGGUAAUGCAACUGUUGGUUCAUCAAAAAAUCGUCAACAACGACAAACCACAAAUUUCCCAUCCAAUUAUCGAUAUAUAAAAUCAUUACAUCAACAAAUUUUAUGGGGUAAAUUCGAUCCUUCUGAUAUUUUAUCUGUAUUACUUGAAACAAUUCACUUGAAUUCAAAUGGAACACCGAACAAUUAUCGAUAUGAAAAUGCUGUUUUAAGAUUUGCUGCCUGCAUCCUUAUACUUGCUGGUGCUUAUGUGUACCAAUUUCUUCGACUUAACUUCAAGUAUCUUUUACCAUCAAUUCAAACAGUCAACACUGUUUAUAAAGAAAAUCCAUAUCGUGAAGCUCAAUUUCGAUUUAAUGAAUCAAAGAUUUACCUUGAUUCCAUGGAUUGUCAAUAUGUUUUCUUAUCCGAGGACUGUUCAGGGAUUAUCCCAAGAGUUGAAUACGACUCAACUUUUAAUUGUUUUAAUGGAUUUGUUACACCGAUUAUAAAAGGCAAACCAAUCGAAAAUGCUUUUAUUUGUCAAUCAUUCGAAGAAUUACAAGAUUUAUUUGAUAAUCAUUCACGUUCUAAUCUCGUAAAUGUACAUGCACUUCAGCCAAUAUCGAAUACUAAUUGUUUUAAACCAUCAGCAACAGUGCUUGCUGCCUAUGGCACUGAUUGUAAAAUUUCGUCUAUCGAUAUAAUGCAACGAUGGCUAAUGAUGUACUUCGAAUUACGUUCAAGAAAUAUUUUUGUCUUAGGCGUAUCCACAGAUGGAGACCCGAAAUACCUCCGCGCUAUGCGGUUGGCUUAUAACUUUUUCGUAAAAGAUCGAACAAUACAUAUUUAUAAUGACAAAUUAUCAUUCACAAUUGAUAUACCAUUUGCUUGGUGUUCAUGGUAUUUUCUUCAUCCUACUCAAUUGUUUCUGUUCUUACAAGAUGGAAUACAUCUUUGUAAUAAGAUGCGUAAUCGUCUUUUGUCUCCAAAAGUUUGUCUUCAUACAGGAUCAUUUAAAAUAACAGUCGAACAUUUAUAUCAAUUAAUUGAAUCAACCAAUAAGGUUGAUAGUAAUUUAUCUAAAUCUGAUUUAAGAGUAAAAGAUAAACAAAAUUUUACAUCUUGUCAAAAAAUUUGCGACGAAAAGGUGUUGAAUUUGUUAUCAUCAAAUGAAGAUUAUAUUGGAACUUUUAAUUAUUUAUUGCUUAUCAAUUUAUUAAUCAAAACUUAUACUCAAUCUGAAAUUUCUUUAUCAACUAGAAUCUAUUAUGCAUGGACAGUAGUGUUCUUCAUUAGAUUGUGGCGAUUGUGGUUAUAUAAAACAAAGAAAAUUUGUAAAUCAUUUGUUCACAAUAAUGAUCGUAAUAGUCGAAAUUAUUUUAUUACAUCCAAUUCUUUAAUGUCAAUAGAACUGAAUGCUCACACUUUAAUAUUUAUAUCUUUAUUGAUCAAUCAAAAACUCAUUCCUAAAUCAAUUUCGAAUUCAAUACAUUUGUUCUCAUCUCAGCCGUGUGAAGCCAUUUUUCGAGAUGCACGUGCUCUGUCAGGUGUAUAUUCUACGAGAAUCAACUUUACUAUAAAACAAUUUUUACAAAGAAUCAAUAAAUUAAAUGCAUUAACGGAAAUAAAACAGUUCGAAUCAAAUAAUAAAAAAGCAAAGAUUGUCUUUCCUGUUCAUCACAAGAUCAAGCGUAUAAAUGAAUACAAUGAAUCUAAUAAUAUCACUGAAGAUACUGAUUUUAGUUCGGAACACAUCGAAGAAAUUAUUCUUCGUGCUUAUGAAACAGCACAAGAGAUGGUCGAAUCUGUAGGAAUGCAUAAAAAUUUGAUCAAGUAUAAACUUUACAACAUAGAAGAAUCAUCGAAAAUGGCAAAAGAUUUAUUACAAAUGAAUACAUUAACUGAAUCUGAAAUUCUUCUUCUUGAUGGUCGUGAUGAUGAAUGCAGCGAUGAAGAAGAUGCAUUCAUCGCAGAAGAAGAAGAAAAAGAAGAAAAAGAAGCAGAAGAAGAAGAAGAAGAAAAAGAAAAAGAAAAAGAAGAAAAAGAAGAAGGAGAUGUUGAAGAUGAUAAUAAUGAAUCUCAAUAUAUUCAGAUAGUCAAUGGUAAUGAUGAAGAUGGUAUUGAGGAUUCAAUUGGAAUUGCUUAUAAUGAUUAUCCAUCGGAAGAUGAUCGACCAUCAACAUCUACUUUCGAAAAUGUACAAUCUACAUCAUAUUCAGGUGUUUAUGAAAAACAUUAG